UAUUCCCCUUCCCUUUUCCAGGAUUGCUAAUUCAUAAUAAAAAAAAUACAGUACUAAUAUCAUUUUAACUUUAAUUAGUGUAGUUUUUAGGGUUUCAUUUUCCAUACAACAAUUAUAAUUUCUGUAGUUUUUAUUUAUUUUAUAUACUAUCGUGUUGGAGAUUCAUUCACCAUGAAGAAAAAACUCGAUUCUCGUUUUCCAGCGGCUCGAAUAAAAAAGAUAAUGCAGGCUGAUGAAGAUGUUGGCAAGAUUGCUUUGGCUGUUCCUCUUUUAGUUUCUAAAGCGUUAGAAUUAUUUCUGCAAGAUCUCUGCGACCGGACAUAUGAGAUAACCCUUCAGAAGGGUGCAAAGACUUUAAAUUCUAUGCACUUAAAGGAGUGUGUCCAGAGUUUUAAUGUAUUUGAUUUUCUGAGAGAGAUUGUUGGUAAGGUCCCUAAUCUAGGUGGCUCUGAUGCUCCAGGGGAAGACAGAUCUGCAACUAAGAGAAGGAAAGUUGCUGACGAUGACAACCAUGAUAGUGACGAGGCAAACAGAGGCAGGCCGUUCCAGCCACAGACUGUCCAUAUCAAUGAGAGUGGUGGCAGAGGAAGAGGGAGGGGUACCGGCAGAGGUCGUGGCAGACCAAGAAAAGUAGAUAAAGAGGCUGCAAUGAUGGCAGCAUUUACUUCUGAAAAAAAUGAACUUGAUCCUGUUGUAUCUCGUGACAAUGAUAACAUUAUAAUGCAAGAAAAUCUAGGGCUUGAUUAUAAAGAAACCCAUCUUGCAGUUGACCCGGCUCCAGCCAGGAACUUUGACCUCAAUCUAGACUUGGAUGAGAAUGGAGACACCCCACCAAUAUCAUUAGCACCUGUAACUCCUGGUGGCUCAUCAACAAAGCCUAAUUUUGAAAUGAAACCUGAAGAAUAUCCAGGGUGGUCUAUGGCAGAUAUGGAGAAAAUGGCAAUUGGUUCAAUCAGGCUUGGUCAUUUAAACAGCACAGUAGUAGAUGAAGAGGAAGAAGAUUAUGAUGAAGAAGAAUGAUCAUAUAGGUUGGUUAGUUGGACACUUUUUGGUUAGUUAAUUAGCAAAAUGGGGUAGAUCUUAAGUUAGUGUAGCCAACCAAGUAGACGGUAGGAUAACGUUAAAGAAUGACUCGUUUCUUUUGUUUAUGAAGUAAUGCUUGACGUUGUACCUUGCAUUGCAGGUGUAGAUAUUGCCUAGAAAAUUCUAUUUUGUUUGUUCUGUUGCUUUGUA
Erigeron canadensis is the source of this 1233-nucleotide messenger RNA. RefSeq names its product dr1-associated corepressor-like. The coding region runs from base 172 to 1020 and encodes 282 amino acids. The transcript has 6 exons. Gene Ontology annotation, biological process: regulation of DNA-templated transcription. NCBI's taxonomy places the organism in Eukaryota, Viridiplantae, Streptophyta, Magnoliopsida, Asterales, Asteraceae. Gene Ontology annotation, cellular component: nucleus. Gene Ontology annotation, molecular function: protein heterodimerization activity. The record is from RefSeq and is a predicted model, not a curated record.